Messenger RNA from Bemisia tabaci, 1092 nucleotides. RefSeq names its product dynactin subunit 6. The record is from RefSeq and is a predicted model, not a curated record. Gene Ontology annotation, biological process: mitotic spindle organization. Lineage: Eukaryota; Metazoa; Arthropoda; Insecta; Hemiptera; Aleyrodidae. Gene Ontology annotation, cellular component: dynactin complex. Gene Ontology annotation, molecular function: dynein complex binding.
UCAAAUUGCACCUGAGACAAGUCCAUGGACAGGUGCGUUCGUGAUAAGAGACAACGGGCCUCAACGAAAAUUACUUGACUCUGUAUAAUUUUGACGUAAUGUAAUUUAUUGGAAUAAUAAUACUUCUCUACUCAACAUUUUUUACAAGCCGUAUCCGUGCAAUCUCUUUCUUACACAUCUCUUCCCCUCAUGGACAAUGGUGCGAAAGCCAAAAAAGAAGUAUCCUACCAAGCAAGUAUUGCUGUUGGCUCCACAGUCUGCAAGGACAUAAAACUUCAGGGCACAGUCUCAAUCGGCACCUUAACUAUAAUCCACCCGAAAGCAUCAAUCCUUGCAGAAAACGGUCCUAUUGUGAUUGGAGAUGGGAACAUUAUUGAAGAGCAAUCAGUCAUAGCAAAUAAACUUCCAGCAGAUGCCAAUGGAGAACCUCAGACUCUCUUUGUUGGCAAUAACAACAUGUUUGAAGUAGGCUGUGUGUGUGAAGCAAAAUCUGUUGGGGAUAAUAACGUUUUGGAGGCAAAAAGUUAUGUUGGGCCUGAAGUUGAAAUAAGCAAUGGGUGUUUCAUUGGCGCUGCUUGCAGACUAACUCUUCCUGAAAAACUGCCAGAAAAUUUGUCUGUUUGUGGAAGCAAUCAUUUGCGAAAAAUUAUGUCUGAUAGGCCAGCGCCUCAAACAUCCCAGAAAGAUCACCUAGCCAAGGUUUUACCAAAUUACCACCAUUUAAAGAAACCAAGACAGCUAACAGGCAGUUAAAAUUAGUACCUGGAAGAACUGCAUAUUCCUAAUGAAGAUUAGAAAAAUAUGUCAAUUGUAAAUAUAUGUAAGAAGAGUCAUCUAAUCAAGUGGAAAGUAAAUGUGAUUUUUACCAGUUUUAAAUGUCACUUGUUGAGCAGAGGAUUUUUUUAAAAUUCAUACAUACUAAAUUAAUCAUUCAAGUCAUUCACUCAAUUCAUCAUACACUAUCUGCGUGUAAUAAUCAUUCCAGUUUAAUUAAAAUUCACUUUUAAAUACAUAUUAAGAGUUUAUUAUUUUUGUAGAUGUUAGCUGCUUUUCUAAUGAGGGUUAAAAAAAGGACGGGUCAAAGGUAACCAA